Antrostomus carolinensis (chuck-will's-widow) is the source of this 1856-nucleotide messenger RNA. RefSeq names its product switching B cell complex subunit SWAP70 (gene SWAP70). Gene Ontology annotation, cellular component: cytoplasm; nucleus. The transcript has 9 exons. The record is from RefSeq and is a predicted model, not a curated record. NCBI's taxonomy places the organism in Eukaryota, Metazoa, Chordata, Aves, Caprimulgiformes, Caprimulgidae. The annotation marks the transcript as partial.
GUACAGAUUGAGUAUUUACUUAAAAAACUCACUGAAGCAAUGGGAGCAGGCUGGCAGCAAGAGCAGUUUGACCACUAUAAGAUUGCUCUCAACACCAGUCGAGAAGGUCUUUCUGCAUGGGAGCUCAUUGACCUCGUUGGAAGUGGGCAGUUUAGUAAAGGGAUGGACCAACAGACGGUGUCCAUGGCAAUCAAUGAAGUCUUUAAUGAGCUCAUAUUAGAUGUACUCAAGCAGGGCUAUAUGUUGAAAAAAGGUCAUAAAAGGAAAAAUUGGACGGAACGGUGGUUUGUGCUAAAACCCAAUAUUAUUUCCUACUAUGUAAGUGAAGAUUUAAAGGACAAGAAGGGAGACAUCAUACUGGAUGGCAACUGUUGUGUAGAGGCCUUGCCUGACAAAGAUGGAAAGAAAUGCCUUUUUCUCAUAAAAUGUCUUGACAAAAGCUUUGAAAUCAGUGCCUCUGAUAAAAAGAAGAAGCAGGAGUGGAUUCAAGCCAUUCAGACCACUGUAACCCUGCUGAGGGCGGGGAGCCCUCCACCCCACAAAGAAGCUCGCCAAAAACGAAAAGAAUUGCGCCAGAAACUGUUAGCGGAGCAAGAAGAGCUGGAGCGGCAGAUGAAAGAACUGCAAACGGCCAACGAGAACAAGCAGAAGGAGCUGGAAACUGUGCGAAAGCAACUGGAAGCAGCAGCUGCUCGUGCUGCUGAGGAAGAGAAGAAAAGACUACAGACUCAAGUCGAAUUACAAGAUCGCUUCAGUUUGGAGCUGGAGAGAGAAAAAAUGGUAAGACAGAAAAUGGAAGAGCAGGUUGCUCAGAAAUCAUCUGAACUGGAACAGUAUUUACAGAGAGUACGUGAACUGGAAGAAAUGUAUAAGCAGCUACAGGAAGCUUUGGAGGAUGAGAAACAGGCACGUCAAGAUGAAGAGACUGUAAGGAAACUUCAAGCCAGAUUACUGGAAGAGGAGUCAGCAAAGAGAGCUGAACUGGAAAAAUGGCACUUGCAGCAGCAACAGACCAUUCAGAUGACAGAAGCAGAGAAGCAAGAGCUAGAAAACCAGAGAAUGAUAAAGGAACAGGCUCUUCAAGUUGCUAUGCAGCAACUGGAACAGCUUGAACUGGAAAGGAAGGAGGCCCUUGAGCAAUAUGAGGAAGUUAAGAAGAAGUUGGAAACAGCAGCUAAUAACACCAAGAGUUGGAAAGAUAAAGUAGCUCAUCAUGAGGGAUUAAUUCGACUAAUAGAGCCAGGUUCCAAGAAUCCUCACUUAAUCACAAACUGGGGCCCGGCCGCCUUCACUGAAGCUGAACUCGAGCAAAGACAAAAGAGCUGGAAAGGGAAAAAAGCCACUUCUGAGUAACGACAGUAGCUGAGGUACCACUCGUGACUAGAAGCCCACCUUCCCUCGUUCUGCUUUGCACAGAGCAGCUUCUUGCUUAUAAAGUCAUAGUUUGCUCAGCAGGUUGGGCCUUUCUUCAGAGGAAAUCCUGUUAGCACAUAGGGGUGUCUGCUCAGAGCUCAGUAAUUACAGUAUACGGUGUCUGACAGUACUUGCCGUUUUCCCUCACGUUUCCAGAAAUUCUGUUCUUUUAUACAAAACUUUUCAACUGAAGAUUUUUAUUUAACUGUAGCUUGUGACAGUCUCGUUUCUGUACUAGCCUGUAACAAUCUGACAGCAUCUAACCGACCAAGCAGUGUCACUUUCAUUCCACAAAGGGAGAGAAGCAAUUGUUUCAGUGGUUCAGUUAAUGUGAUUUAAUCCCGGGAUAAAUCAGUCCUGGAGGUUCUGUCCAGCUCUGAGACAGAGCAUUACCUGUCCUUCCAUUGAGUCUCCUUUUAUUUUUGCUCUGUCUGUUGCUCUUC